CGAGAAUACUAGUUCUAUAAAGCAAAAGCGAUACGAAGAGAUUAAGGAACUACCCGACUAGCCAAGCACCGAGCCAGUUUGAACUCGCGUCCUUUGUUAAUCAGUCGUCAUUUCGUGCAAGCAUUAUUCAGUUCUUUGUUCUUUUUCUUGGAAUUGUGUCCUUCGCGGCUUCCCCUUCGGCCUCCGCAUAUUUCAUUUCCAUUUCGUAUCGUUGCGUCAGUAUUUUUUAAAUCGUCACGUUGAAAGGUUCGAUCAGUUCGAUGUUCUUUGUCUCCACCGUUCCAUCAACCAUCAUCAAACCAUAACCAUGUCUACUACCCCUCUCGAUCGAGAUAACUUCUUCAAGCGGAUGAAAAUCUUAUACUCAGCUUGGAAAGAAGGCAAAACCGAAUGUGGAGAACCAUUCCCCAAAGUUGAUUCGAUUUGUACCUCAGUCGGUAGCGAUGACCACAUUUUAUAUUGCAAAUCGUUGUCACUCCAGAUCUGGUUACUUGGGUACGAAAUCAACGACGUCAUCAUGAUAUUCUCCGAGAAAUGCAUUCAGUUUUUGGCUAGCAAGAAGAAAAUCGAAUUCUUACGUCAAGUGCAGCAACACAAAGAUAAAUCAAUCCCUCCAGUCAAAUUACUCGUCCGGAAUAAAGAUGGUCCAGAUUCGGAGAAAGAUAACUUCGAGAAAAUGAUCGCCGCUUUGAAAGCUAGCGGUAAAGGGAAAUCAUUGGGAGUAUUUGUUAAAGACGAUUUCCCAGGACCGUUAGUCGAAUCGUGGAAGAAAGCUUUGGAAGAGCACAACUUUGAAAACGUCGAUAUUAGUAAUGCUUUGGCCAGUUUAUUGAGUGUCAAGGAAGAAUCUGAACUAUCUGUGAUCAAAAAAGCGUGCCAGAUCACUGUCAACGUUUACCAAAAAUAUUUGAGAGACCAAAUCUGGGUUAUCGUCGAUUCUGAUAGAAAAGUAAAACAUUCGAAAUUGGCUGAUGAAGUCGAGGACGCCAUGGCAGAUAAGAAAUACGUGGGCAGCAACGUUGAUACGACUCAGUUGACUACAUGUUAUCCGCCAAUUAUCCAAAGUGGUGGUAACUAUAGCUUGAAAUUCUCUGCACAGAGCGAUGAAAACAAUCUUCACUUUGGAGUAAUUAUAUGUUCUUUAGGAGCUAGAUACAAAAUGUACUGCUCCAAUAUGGUCAGAACAGUCUUGGUGAACCCUAAUGAUUCAGUACAAGAAAACUACAACUUCUUGGUCGAUCUCCAAGAACACCUUAUAUCGGUUCUAAAAUCCGGUACCAGAUUAUGCGACGUUUACAAUAGCGGUAUUGAUUUCGCUCGUGAAAAGAAACCCUCGCUGGUUGAAAAUUUAACGUCAAAUUUCGGAUUCGUUACUGGUAUCGAAUUCCGUGAAAAUUCCCUCUGUAUUACAUCCAAGACGACAUCCUGUGCUAGAAAUUCCCAAGUUUAUAAUUUAUGCGUCGGGUUAUCCAACCUCAUCAACAAAGAUGCCGAUAGUGGAGAAAAUAAAAACUAUUCUCUAUUCAUUGGAGACACUGUGGUCGUAAAUGAGGAUGGUCCCGCUACCGUAUUGACUAAUUCCAACAAACAAAUUAAAAAUAAAAACGUCGGAAUAUUUUUAAAAGAGACCGAAUCGGCCGAUGAAGAAGAAGAAAGUGAAAAAGAAACUGAAAUUCAACAACCACGAAAUCUCAGGCGUGGUAAACGAUCCGCUGGGUUCGAGUCUAAAUUGAGAAAAGACACUUCCGGUGAAGAGAAACGUAAACAACAUCAGAAAGAAUUAUCGAUUAGAUUAAACGAACAGGCUCGUCAGCGUUUAUUAGGACAGUCCAGUGGAACGCAAACUGAACGUGUCAAGAAAUCCAACGAAUCUUAUCAAAAUUAUGAUCAAAUGCCUGCUGAUAUCGAAGUAAAACAGCUCAAAUUAUUUGUCGACAAGAAAUACGAAACCGUCAUAUUACCUAUUUUCGGUCUACCUGUUCCUUUCCAUAUAUCGACGAUAAAGAACAUCUCGCAGAGCGUCGAAGGUGAUUACACUUACUUGCGUAUUAAUUUCUUCCAUUCUGGAGCCACAGUGACCGGAGGAGAAGGAUCACAGUUCGCGAAAGAAGUCACUUACCGUAGUAAAAAUUUACGCCAACCUGAUGAAACAGCGACCCCUUCUGCGAACCUGAACAACGCCUUCAGUCUGAUUAAAGAAGUACAAAAGAAAUUCAAAACCAGAGAAGUCGAGGAGAAACAAAAGGAAGAUUUGAUCGAGCAAGAUACUCUAAUUAUUUCGUCGAAUCAAGGAAACCCAAAGUUGAAAGAUUUAUACAUAAGACCUACUAUUGGAAAAAAAGGAAUGAAAGGUACUUUGGAAGCUCACGUUAAUGGGUUCCGGUACACGUCGGCUCAAGGAGACAAAGUAGACAUACUGUAUAAUAACAUUAAACACGCGUUUUUCCAGCCUGGUGACAGAGAAGCGAUCAUAUUGUUGCAUUUCCAUCUGAAGAAUGCCAUCAUGUUCGGUAAAAACAAAAAGAAAUUUUCAGACGUACAGUUCUAUACCGAAGUAGGAGAACAAGUCACCGAUUUAGGAAAAAAUCAGCAUAUGCGCGAUCGUGACGAUCUUUCCGCUGAUCAAGCCGAAAGAGAACUUCGUUUCAAGUUGAAAACAGCUUUCAAGAGUUUCACUGAAAAAGUCGAAGCAGCGACGAAGAAGAAGGUUGACUUUGAUUCUCCAUUUCGAGACCUUGGAUUCGUCGGAGCAGCAAACAGAAGUACCGGUACCGUUUUACUACUACCAACCACCGACUGUCUCGUAAAUUUAACUGAAUGGCCCCCAUUUGUCAUAACUCUCGGAGAUGUCGAGUUGGUGCACUUUGAACUGAGUUUGAAGAAUUUUGACAUGCUAUUCGUAUUAAAAGAUUAUCGUCAGAAAGUCGUAACGGUGAAUGCUAUUCCUAUGAAUAAGCUCGAUCAUGUUAAAGAAUGGUUAAACUCACGUGACGUAAAAUACUCGGAACGUUCGGAUAACUUGAAUUGGCCCGAGAUUAUGAAAAAGAUCUUGAAAGAUCCGAAAGGAUUUUUCGACGAAGAAGGAGGAUGGACUUUCUUAGACCCGGUAUCAGAUUCCGAAGAAAGAGGCGCCGUUGACGAAUCGAGCGACGAAGACGGAGACGAAGCCUACGAACCCAGCGACUUGAGCGAAGAAUCCGCCAAAGACUGGUCGGACUCGGAACGUGAUGAAGCAGAAGAAGACGAUUCUGAAGGAGGAGGAACAAACUCCGAAGACGGUUCGAAAAGCAAAAGCCAUCGUAGAUCAUCACCCAAGAAAUCGUCUCGCGAUCACGAUAAGCGCCAUCGUGAGUCGUCACGAUCCUCACAUCGCUCUUCGUCUCUUCGAUCCUCAUCGUCGCAUUCGUCAAAGAAACAGAAACUUAUGUGAGUUUGAGCUUGUACUUUGUUUCAGAGGUUGAAUUUUAAUAUGUAUUAUUGAUAAGUGUUUUUUUUUCAAUUUUUAAUACGAGUAUUUUAGAUUUAAUCAUUUUUUAUAAAAAUAGAACGCGGAAGAAAUAUUUCUUCCUGCGAAAUGUUUGUUUCUUUUUCAAAAAAAUUAG
Messenger RNA from Planococcus citri (citrus mealybug), 3602 nucleotides. RefSeq names its product FACT complex subunit spt16-like. The record is from RefSeq and is a predicted model, not a curated record. The transcript has 18 exons. Lineage: Eukaryota; Metazoa; Arthropoda; Insecta; Hemiptera; Pseudococcidae. Gene Ontology annotation, biological process: transcription elongation by RNA polymerase II. Bases 308 to 3430 code for a protein of 1040 amino acids. Gene Ontology annotation, molecular function: nucleosome binding. Gene Ontology annotation, cellular component: FACT complex.